Molecule: messenger RNA, 2532 nt
Organism: Drosophila teissieri
Lineage: Eukaryota; Metazoa; Arthropoda; Insecta; Diptera; Drosophilidae
Product: sodium-coupled monocarboxylate transporter 2
Exons: 11
Coding region: 251-2293 (680 amino acids)
Biological process (GO): transmembrane transport; sodium ion transport
Cellular component (GO): membrane
Molecular function (GO): symporter activity
Source: RefSeq, a predicted model, not a curated record
GCAGCUGGCGAUGAAAACAAACCCGUCGUGGCGCUCGCAGACACAAGACGCAGUUCGCAGUUCCGAAUCGAUCCGUGCAGCACAGCAAUCCACUUGAAAAUCGUACCCGAAACCGAGUUUUGAGUUUGUAAAAAAAAGAAACGAAGACUCAACGAGACGCAACGGAUUUUGCGCUAAUUAAAAUUGGUGACACCUUUUCUUCGCGAUUGACUAAGGCAGAAGCGGAAGCAGAAGCACUAGCAGCACCAACAUGGCCAAGGACUUGAGCACUAUGGGAUGGGAUUAUCUGAUGUUUGUACUGUUUAUAGCCCUCACCGUUUUGGGCCCGUUGUGGAAACGCAUUUUUGGCAAAAAGAAGGAGCGCAGCAAGGCCGACUAUGUUUUUGCCACCGGCGGAGUUUCGAUCGUGGCAGUGAUGAUUUCCAUCGCCCGAGGAACUUUGGGAGUAAGAUCUGUGCUAGGCUAUCCCAGUGAAUUGUACUACCGCGGAUCGGCCAUGUGGGAGAUAAUCUAUGGCAUGAUGAGCGCCUAUCCCAUCGUCUGCUUCAUGUUCGUGCCAGUGUACUUCAAUCUGGGCAUCACCUCCGUCUAUCAGUACAUCGAUCUCAGGUUCAAGAGCCGCACUGUGAGAUGCCUGGCAUCGGCGACAUAUAUCGUACGGCAGAUCUGCAACCUUGGCAUCACCGUGUACACUCCCAGCGUGGCCCUCUCGACGGUGAUUGGCAUACCCUACUGGGCGUCCAUUACGGGCAUGGCCGUCAUUUGCAUAUUCUUCACCAUUAUGGGCGGCCUGAAGGCGGCUAUCAACGCGGACGUCAUCCAGACAGUGACCAUUCUGGUUGUCACUGUGGCCGUAUGCAUCCAGGGAACUAUCUCUACGGGCGGCGUGAAGAAGGUUUACCAACUAAAUCGGGACAAUGGACGCCUCAACUUCUGGAACUUCACUGGCGAUAUGACUGUCAGAGUGGAUACCACUUCGGCUUGGUUGGGCCAACUGUUCAUGUCCCUCUCCCAGAUUGGCUGUCAGCAGAAUUUUAUGCAGCGUUAUGUCAGCCUCAAGUCGCUAAAGCAAGUGCGUCGAGUAAUGCUGAGCAAUGUGCCAUUGGUGUUCUUCUUCUUUUCCAUCUCCUGGAUCUCUGGCAUGGUCAUCUACUCCACGUACAUCAACUGCGAUCCCUAUGCCGAGGGCUACAUAAAGAAACCCGAUGAGAUUCUGCCAUUCUUUGUGGAGGAUCAACUCGGUUUCCUGCCCGGAUUUGUGGGUAUUUUUAUGGCCACCCUGUUCAAUGGCGCCCUUUGCAUGAUGGUGUCGAAUCUAAACUCAUUGGCAACUGUAAUUUGGGAGGACUUCAUCUCACAGUUGCCGAAAUUCAAGGGACUAUCCGACAAGCAGCAGCUACGAAUUCUGAAGUCGAUCACCGUGGUCUGCGGACUGAUUAUUAUGGGCGUGGCCUUCGGUGUCGGUCUGUUGGCGGGCGUCAUUGAGUCCUCGCUUCUGGUGUUCUCUGCCACCUCGGGUCCGCUUUUGGGUUGCUUCAUCCUGGCCAUGAUGGUACCGAUUGCGAAUUGGAAGGGCACAUCCGCCGGUAUGGUCACCGCCUGCGCCUUCGUGCUUUGGAUCAUCGGCGGUAGCAUGACUAUUACUAAGGACAAUCCCAUGCUGCCCACCUCCACAGAUGGCUGCACCAACGAUACCUUCGCGCAGUCCAUUGGCAAGCCCAUCGUUGAACCGGGACAGAUGCCCUGGCUGUUGUCGCACACGCCCAUUGAUGGUUUUAACCAGAGCUUUGUGCCCACGCAACCCACAAUUGCACCUGAAAGAUCUGGACUGGAGACCUUCUACUCGAUCAGCUUUAUGUACUACAGUUUAAUUGGAACGGCCCUGACUGUGGUCAUUGGCACGGUGAUCAGUUUGUUGACUCAGCACCCGGAUGACGCCUACGACGGCAAGCUGCUGCACCCGUUGAUCUUCCGGCUGUGUGAGCGCUUCUCCGGCCGGAAGCCGUACUAUGUGAAGCACGAGGAGGAGUCCGGACUGAAUGGACGAAGCAGCAGCGAUUCCUCGGCCACGACAACAACCUGCAAGGAGGAAAAGGUGAAUCACGGGUACGAGUCCUCGCCAGAGGACAAGGAGAAGAGCAGUCCCAUCGCCGUGGUUUUCACCACCUCCGAAGGAACGGGAUCUACGGAUCAGCAGUCGAUAUGCGACAGCAGUAGGAUCCAAUUGGACAUUGUGCCGGGCGAAGGCGAAACAGGAGUGUAUCGCCAACUUGCCGGUCGAUCUGCGCUCUGAGGGUUAACUAUGUAGCAUGCGAAAAUAGUUUUCCCCACCACUUAGUCCGUAGCCCGUAAGCUAAGCCGUAGAAUAGACUAAUUAGUUAGCCAAGUGUUUCAUGUCUAUAAAGAUGCUGUGAUUUCUGUGCGCGACUGUUGUUGAGCAAUUGCAUGUACUUAACGCAUAUGUGUGUGCGUGGCAGCAUGCAAUAAAUAAAGACAAAUAAACGUAUUUUUAUAAAAAAAAUAAAAAUAAAA